Molecule: messenger RNA, 1596 nt
Organism: Cladophialophora immunda
Lineage: Eukaryota; Fungi; Ascomycota; Eurotiomycetes; Chaetothyriales; Herpotrichiellaceae
Exons: 1
Coding region: 1-1596 (531 amino acids)
Source: RefSeq, a predicted model, not a curated record
AUGAAGCGCACCAUUAACGACUUCCCCACAGAGCUGGUCAGGCUCGUCCUGACAAGAAUCAAGCUGGAUUCGAUGGCUGAUCUCGAUGGAUCCUUAUUCAACACGCUCACCGUCUGUCGUCUGUGGCACGAGAUUGGAGAAGAACUACUCUGGACCGACAUCUGUCUCAACAAUUCCCGGUUGGCAAAGUUCUGCAAGUCGUCAUGCAAGGCAUCACGGGCGACGAAAUCACUUUCAGUCCAAUUGUUCAUAAAUGAAGACAUGUUCGCCUUGACCACCAAUAGCAUCUACUCCGUCAGUUCCUUUUCCAGCGAGGGUUUCAAACUGAUGGGCCAACUCGAGCAACUAUCACUCAAAAUCCGAGAAAUGCGACAUCUUGAGAGCUUCAGCAUGCUCUUCUCUAAAUACUCCUAUCUCGGCAGAGCACGCGUUCCACUCGGUGGACUUCGAUCCAUCUUGGAUGCAUUACCAAACUCAGUCCGUAAUCUGGAGAUUGACGACGAAGCGAAUGGUUUUCAUGCAGGUCUACUUGAUCACCCGCAGGAUCAUUUGUGUAUAUCUCUACAGAAGAUCAUGCCUCAGCUUCGGAAUCUUCGCCUCAAACUUGCAGAAGUCUGCGGGGAUGUCUUCCCAGAUUCGCCCUGCAAAGGCACUAAGAGUGAGGACAGUACGUCGAAUCCUAGCCGCGGAUCCUCCUUCAUACUGCAGCUGGCCGGGAACGAACCGGUGCUCAACACCAUGCACUGCCGUUUCCAUAUGCAUUCUCGCGAUUACUAUUUUGCACCCGGAAGCUCGACACAACCCCCAGCUUACGUCUGUCUAGUUGACGCAGCCAGGUCGGCGAUAGCAAGCCACGCCCUGGAUAAUUUCCAUCGCAUUUCGAUUUUCGAUAUGAAGUAUACUCCAGUGCAUGGCAAGGGCUUCCCAUGCCUACGCGAACGAGCCUUGCGGCCAGAAGACAAACUUCGCCUAUCUCCAUGUUUCCAGGUACCAACCGCUAUUGGCCCUAGCUACUACCGAGUCUUCCGCACUCCUGGUGGCGAUGGAAAGACAACAGAAGUCAUCGGAUGGAUGAGAUAUAUCAUCCCAUAUGCCGAAAACGGUGUGUGGGUCGAGACAGAGGAUUAUUGUCGCCUGCCUGCUACCUACAUCAACGAGAAUUCGCGAUUUGAAGGCACCAGAGUGAAUAGUGAAGAGCUUAACACUCGAAGAACAUUCACAGAACCUCUUCGCGGGUCAGUGAAACUAUGGGAUUUGGAGGAUCAAGAAGGCUGUAUACUUUUGGACCCGUUGAUCCUUGAUGGGCAGGACGAUACUCGCUGGCCUACCAGAAAGCCUACUCUGAAGGAAAUGCAACGCGAGGAGAGGAGGAAAGCCAUUGAGCGAGGGGAAGAGGUUGAACCUGGUUCGGAUGAUGAUGAUGAAGAUGAAGAAGAUGAUGUACACGCAGACUAUCAUGCCUAUGAAUACGACCAUCCGGACGAAUAUGACGAUGACGAUGGCGACGACGACGAAAUCGAGUUUGAGGAUUAUGACUCACUCGAAGACGACUAUCGAUUCGAGGACGACGAGGACUUGUUGGUAUAUUGGCUGUGA